Molecule: messenger RNA, 2810 nt
Organism: Carica papaya (papaya)
Lineage: Eukaryota; Viridiplantae; Streptophyta; Magnoliopsida; Brassicales; Caricaceae
Gene: MAPKKK5
Product: mitogen-activated protein kinase kinase kinase 5
Biological process (GO): protein phosphorylation; MAPK cascade
Cellular component (GO): cytoplasm
Molecular function (GO): ATP binding; MAP kinase kinase kinase activity
Source: RefSeq, a predicted model, not a curated record
AUUAACCGCGUUCACCUUCCACCCCCUUCUCUGUCUCCGUUCCGUUUCCCUAAACCCCCUCCCUUUACCGUUAGUUGUUACCCCUUUCAUGGAUCUUCUCCAUUUUCUUCUCUUCCCAUCUCCCCUCCUUCGUCUCAACAUCUUAAAUAGCUCCGUGUUCUUUCGUCAUACUUUUUGAGUUUCCAUACCAUGAUUUCUGGCCAUGCGCUGGUUGCAGAACAUUUCCUUCUCCUCCCCUUCUUCUUCUUCCUCUUCCGUCUCAUCAUUAUCUGCCAAGCAUUCGUCCUCCUAUUCUCCUGAUCACUUUUCCCCCUCUAAUACACCCGACCGUCGCCAUCAUCACAGCCACAGAGGUGGCGGCGGCACCGGCUUCAGAUUUGGUCACCGUAAGCUCACGCGACAGAGGAAGUUACGUCACCUCUCCGACCAUGAUGUCUCCGCUGCCCAGAUGAAGGAACUCUCCCGCUCUACCAGCGCAUAUUCCACCACCUCGGGUUCUUCCUCUGCGGUGGCUAUGCCGUUGCCCCUGCCUCUCCCCUUGCCCGAGCCCGAAGCGGAAACACUCGUCUCCUCUCUUCCUUCCCCCAGGGAUGUCGGCCUCGGUAAAGGUGUGGAUGACAGAGACAGAGAUAGGAAUAGGAAUAGGGAUAGGGAUAGAGCAGAUGGGGCUGGAGACGGAGUUCUUCCAAAUUCUCCAAUAGCCAGGAAGGCAGCAGAACAUUCAGACAUGAAAUCCCGUGUCAAAAUGCAUAAAGAUCAGACUAAUAUGGCGACCUCUGGGAAUACGUACUGGAUAGAUGUUCCUACUAGGAGUGCUCCUACGAGCCCCUUCUCAAGUCCUGUAUGCAGUCCUCAGAGAAAAAGUCUCAAUGAUAUAUUCCCAUACCAUAAGGGGGGCGUGGCUCCUUGUAGAAAUCAAGGAUGGUCUGCUCCUGAGAUGCCAACCACAGAUAUUCCAGGGUUCCUUUCGCCAUCAUUCUUUGAUUAUGCUGGGAUUAGCACUGAUAAUUCUCCCAUUCACAGUCCAAAUAGAAGCCCACGCCUACAUCCUGGUAGCCUCAGUGGGUCUUCUUCACCAAUGCAUCCCAGGUUAUCCAUAGAUCCCUCCUUCACCCUGCGUGAAUGUACCAAUGUCCACCCGCUACCUCUUCCUCCAGGAGCUUCGUUGCCUUCAACAUCAGCUCCCAUUUCCCAAGCUCCAUCUAAGCCAGAAUCAUUGCCUAUGAAUUGUCAGUGGCAAAAAGGAAAGCUUAUUGGGCGUGGUACAUUUGGGAGUGUUUAUGUUGCCAGCAACCGAGAAACUGGAGCAUUAUGUGCAAUGAAGGAAGUUGAGCUACUUCACGAUGACCCAAAGUCUGCAGAAUGUAUAAAGCAGUUAGAGCAGGAAAUAAAUGUUCUCAGCCAGCUGCAGCAUCCAAACAUUGUGCAGUAUUAUGGCAGUGGAAUAGCUGAUGAUCGUUUCUACAUAUAUUUGGAGUAUGUCCACCCUGGUUCAAUUAAUAAAUAUGUCCGUGAUCAUUGUGGAGCUAUGACGGAGUCUAUUGUCCGCAAUUUUACUCGUCAUAUCCUUUCUGGCUUGGCUUACUUGCAUAGCAAAAAGACAAUUCACAGGGACAUCAAAGGGGCUAAUUUGCUCGUUGAUGCAUCUGGAGUUGUCAAACUUGCAGACUUCGGGAUGUCUAAGCAUCUUAGUGGACAAAGAGCUGACCUCUCUUUAAAGGGAAGUCCGUAUUGGAUGGCUCCAGAGCUCAUGCAAGCUGUGAUGCAGAAAGAUAACAACUCCGAUCUUGCAUUUGCUGUGGAUAUUUGGAGUUUGGGUUGUACAAUUAUUGAGAUGUUCACUGGGAAACCCCCUUGGAGCGAGUAUGAAGGGGCUGCAGCAAUGUUUAAGGUUAUGAAGGAUACACCACCUAUACCUGAAUCAUUGUCGCCUGAGUGCAAGGAUUUUCUGAGGUGCUGUUUCAGAAGAAAUCCUGCUGAAAGGCCAUCGGCUUACAUGCUACUGGAACAUCGAUUCUUGAAGAACUCACAGCAGCCAGAUGUCUCACCUUCCUCCCAGUUGCUUACCGGAACGAAAUUGAUGGAUAAGACCCCAAGUCCAAGACGCCAGUUGGAAUUUAAACUUGAUCCUUUGCCAGUAUUUCCAAGUGCGAACAAGGGGAGUGCUGAUAGUGAGAUUGGACAAAGAUUUCAGUAUGAAACUCCCGACUUAACAUUGGCCUCCCGCUAUUCCCCACGUUCUACUCUUGAGGGUCUUCCUACCUCACCUUCUCCGCGAUCAGCAAUCCACACUCAUCAUCUCAGCAUAUCUGCAAGCAUAUCCAAUAAUACAAGUUGUUGUACGAGAAAUACCCAUUUGGGGAGAUAACACAAGGAGAGGAAGUAGAUUGUUGUUGCUGACUUCAAAUGGAUGGUCUAGUGUAUAUAUAUGUGACUUGCUGCUGCUGCUGCUGUAGAUUCCGCCGGCGAAAAUGGGUAUGUCUUGAUAUCAUUCUCGCCAAUUCCGGACGUUUCUGAAAGCACAUAUAUUUUUUUCCAUCCUAUUCAAUCCUGGAUGUAACCGGGGCUUGGAAACAUAGAAGUAGGUUUUUUGUAUGCAUACACUAUUAACAAAUGGAGAGCUUGUGCAAGGAGACAAGAAGCGCUCUCUUUAUGUAUAUCCACCCAGUUUUAAUGCUUCCAAGUCUUUUUCCUCCAUGUAAGUUGAAGCCUGAAUGAAUUGUUAGUUCUUCUUUUAGGGGUACAUAUCAGGUUUAUGAUGUUACCAGGAGCACUCUGAAAGUUACAACAACAGGUCUUACUUUCUUGUA